This is a messenger RNA of Epinephelus lanceolatus (giant grouper), 996 nucleotides long. RefSeq names its product hydroxycarboxylic acid receptor 1-3 (gene hcar1-3). Lineage: Eukaryota; Metazoa; Chordata; Actinopteri; Perciformes; Serranidae. Gene Ontology annotation, molecular function: G protein-coupled receptor activity. Gene Ontology annotation, biological process: G protein-coupled receptor signaling pathway. Gene Ontology annotation, cellular component: plasma membrane. The record is from RefSeq and is a predicted model, not a curated record.
AUGAAUUUGGUGAAUGGUACCACCGAGGGAAUAAAUGAAACUAACCCUUUCCUGCAUUGCCAAUCCACCCAAAACCCUGCACCUGUGUUCCUGGGUAUUGUCAUGAUCACUGACAUGAUUGUGGGCCUGCCAGCAAGCAUAGUUGCUUUGUGGAUCUUCUGUUUCCGUAUGAAAUGUUGGAAACCCCACACUCUGUUCCUCUUUAACCUGCUUCUAGCUGACUUCCUGCUCCUCAUCAGCUUGCCCUUCCGCAUCCACAGUGACCUCCUAAAUACCUAUUGGGUGUUUGGACAAAUCUGGUGCCGCAUCAACCUCUUUAUGCUGGCUGUCAAUCGCUCUGCCAGUAUUGCAUUCAUGACAGUUGUGGUGCUGGAUCGCUACUUUAAAGUGGUCCAUCCGCAUCACUGCAUCAGCCACAUGUCUUUAGCUCAGGCAGGUUGGUUCGCAGGCCUGAUAUGGACUGUUGUGAUCGCCCUUCGGAUUCCACUGGUGACAACCAACCUCCUCUACCAGAAUGGCAACAUCUCUCUGUGUCGCAGCUUUAACUCCUACAAUGAAGAACCCUGGCCAAUAAAGGUACACUACGUGGCUUUCAUUGCAGAGUUCUUCUUGCCCUGGUUUUUGUUGCUGUUCUGCUCAGCCCUGAUUGCCUGCUCUCUGCACCAACGGCGGAUGGUCAGGCAGAAGAGGGUGCGAAGGGCCAUCCGAGCAGUAGGGGUGAUCAGUUUGGUGUUCACCAUCUGCUUCAUGCCAAGUAUCCUCACAGGCUUGGGUGGGAUAUACAUCCGCUAUUUCUACCCCAAGGACUGCCCAUCCUACAAUCUGAUUUCCCAACUCUUUGUGAUCUGCAUAGGCUUCACCUACCUCAACAGCGCUUUGGAUCCGGUCAUUUACUCUUUUUCUAGCUCUAUGUUUCGUGAUGUCCUCAAGAGCUCCAUCAGCUGCCUGGGCUUCGUGAAGAAGAAUACCAGACCAGCAAACAACGGAGGAAAAUAA